Messenger RNA from Scaptodrosophila lebanonensis, 4456 nucleotides. RefSeq lists its product as uncharacterized. The transcript is spliced from 5 exons. Bases 899 to 3724 code for a protein of 941 amino acids. Lineage: Eukaryota; Metazoa; Arthropoda; Insecta; Diptera; Drosophilidae. The record is from RefSeq and is a predicted model, not a curated record.
UGGUGCGCGCGUAUUUGUUAUAACGAGCGACAGGUGUUUUUUAUGACUUAGUUAAACAAAUAAAACAAACGUUAACACUCGCAAGCGGCAAUUACAAAUAAAGGUGUCUACUUUUAUUAAAAUAUCGCAACAAGCAAAUAAAAGCGUUAAAGCCAAAAAUAUAAAACGAAAACACAAAACCAUCGACACCUGUUUGCCUGCAUUCCAGGGACUGCAUGAGAGAGCGCAUUGUGUGCAUGUGUGCGUGUGCAUUGCCUAAAUAAGGGCAUAUCGUGUGUCAAGGAAGUGGGAAGUGCGAAGAGUGACCAUUUUGUUUAUGGGAAAAUAAUUGACAAUAUACAAACGUUGUUGUUCUACAAUUGCAGCACAUUUUGCAGCAAACCAACCAAAGCAAGAGUAAAAGAAGAAACAGCAUAAAUAAACAUAACUCGAAAACCGGUUAAACGAAUAACGCGCGCAAGCAAAAGGCAACAAAAAGAGCAUUGGAGUGAGUAAAACAACAACAAAAAUACUUGGCUUUUCAAUUUGUUUGCGUUCAAGAGAGGCCUAAAAGAGAGGCCCAAGUGACAAAAACUAAACUAAAACGUAAAAAGUGUGUGUAAAAAAUUGUAACAAAAUACGAAUAUUAGGCGAAUAAUAAAGAAUAAUCCCUAAGUAAAUGAAGGAGCGGCGUUACUUAAAAAGUGCAUUUUCAUAAAAUAUACAAAAAUUUGCACUGCCCUAACCAACGGCAAUAGCACUACAAGGCCGAGAGAUAUUUGCUGGAGGCAAGCGUUUAUUGCACCUUAUCCGUAUGAUGACAAUAUCAGAGCCAAUUGCGAGCGGAUAUUGAAGCGGUAACACCAACGAUUAACCAAAUCCCACACACACACACACACACGCAAAUACAAAUUGCAAUAUGGCAGCCAACAACAACAAAGUCACGACAUCGACAGAGAGUUGCGAUGAAGUUGAUUUUGUAGCCACGCACAACAACAAUAAUAAUAACAACAACAACAACGAUUACGAUGAUUAUAGCAUCAGCAACUUGGUAAUUAGCAACAACAAAACUGUUGCCACAACCAACAACACAAAUGCAGUGCGCAAAGCGAUACCAAACAACGAACCAAAUGCCACCAACAACAACAACAACAACACCAACACACUGAAAAAGUCAAAAGGACGUCGAACCCUUUUCACAUUUGGCAAAAAGGCGAACAAGUCACAAGCAACGUCAGAGUCGUCGACCAUGCCCUCCAAAUCCACGCCGCACAUAACAAAUGUGCUGCUGCUGCCGCCGGCGCCGCUGGUGCCGAUCGGUACGCCCCCACGGACGCACAAGUUUGUGAAGAGCAACAGCAUCGCCAGAUUGCUCGGCAAUACCUACAAUGCCAAAAAGUUCGAGAAGCAGGAACAGAAGCGGCUCGCCAACGAGGCCAGCGGGAAGUUUAACACGUUCGGGGGACGUCGACAUGGAGGCAGCGCUCCUUACCUGGAACGCUUUAAGCGCAUGUCCAAGGAGGAUGGGGACAUAGCGGGCAGCGAUGAUACCGUCACAGUCACCAACAUGGUCACCCUGACCACCGAUUCCCGGGAUCUGUAUGGGGGCAGUCGGAACGAGCAUGUGGCCCGGGAGCUGCUACAGAACGAUGAUCUGAGUGUCAAGGCUAUGCGUACCCUGAGUCGCGGACUCGGUAAGCUCUGGUGGAAGCGCACCCACAGUGUGGACAUAAGCACGCCUGAUCCGGAGUUUAAGGUCUCCUACCUGGGGAAUGUGCUCACUGGCUGGGCCAAGGCAGGUGAAGGUUGCGUGGAGAAGCAGCUGAAUACGCUGUGGCGGAAUUAUACGCAGCACACCAAGCCGGAUGUCAUAAUGCGCAUCAAGGUGUGUGCCUCGGGUCUGAAGGCGACCACCCGACAACACGGUCUCACCGAGUACUGGGCCAAUCGCAUUACCUAUUGCUGUGCGCCAAAGAACUAUCCGCGAGUCUUCUGCUGGAUCUACAGACAUGAGGGUCGCAAGCUCAAGCACGAGCUGCGCUGCCAUGCGGUGCUCUGCAGCAAGGAGAAGAUUGCGCAGGAUAUAAGCGAUACAUUGAGAGAAAAUCUGGAGAGCGCUUUGCGUGAAUUUAAACGCGAGAAAAUUCUCAAGCAAAAUGCGCGUCUCAGUCUGGCCAAUGCGGUGUACGACAAUCCCAGUUUGCCGCGUCGCAAGAUCAUGUUGAGCGUGGGCGGCAACAACUAUCGACCACCACUGGAGCGUUCCAAGUCGGCGCCGAAACUGAUGGCCAUCGAGGAGGCCAUUGGCGAGGAGGAGGGCGAUGAAAUUGAGGAUACCAAUGAGCCAGAGAUGAAAUCCUGCUGUCAACGUGACUCCCUCUAUCCGGCCAUGACGCUGGGUCGUAGACGUUGCCGACGCGGUCACUCCAUCAGACGCACCGGCAAAAUCCAGUCGGUCGGCUGCUGUCAGCAUCAGCCAACUGUUGUUGCCUCUGCCAAUAGUCAGCCGGCAAAGACAGAGCCUGUGGCAGCUGCGUCGGCGGUGCCACUUACACCCGCCUCGGACGGCUCCGAUUCGGACGAUUUCGAGAAGCUGCUCAAGUUCAAUGACUACGAUACCAGCACAACGCUUAGCACCGAGCUGCUGCCCUACUUCGACAUGCAGCUGCACAAGAACAACAGUCAGAGUCUGGGCAGUCUCAGCGAGCUGAAGCAGCAGCUGCCGCAGGACGAGAGCGAGUACGAUGAAGAGCAGCCGCUCAGCCUGCUGCCGACCAUCAACAGCGAUCCCAGUGCCGAUCCGCAGGCUGAUUAUGACACCGAAGAGUUGGGCGUCUCAUUGCGACGCAACGGCAUCUGCAGCGAUGGCGAGGAAGAGGACUAUCUGGAUGAUGCCGAGGAUCAUUAUUUCAGGCAGGCCGCGCUCCUCAACAUGUUGCAUCGCAACUCGAUGCGCAAGAUGAACACAAAUCUGGGGCUGAGCAGCGACGAGUGCGGCAGCAGUCUGGAGACGACAGGUGCCCAAUACGCUCAACACCAAUAUCGUCAUCAGCAGCAGUCCAGCAUCUCCAGCAAUGCCUCGUGCAGCACCACCAGCAGCAGCAGUGGCUCCCACGCGGCGGUAAACGCAGCGCUCAGUGCGGCUCAGGAGGGCAGCGCAGCAGUGGCGAAUGAGAGCAACGCACAGAAACUGCAUGGCUUGGAUAGCGAUGAGGGUUCCAUUUCCAGCGGCUGCGAAACGGCCAGCACAGUCACAAAUGCCAACCACGAGGAGUUGGCCCACAAAUACAAGCAACGGCUGAGCAUAUCUAGCGCCCUGGAGGACAGCAACAACGAGCAGGUGCUAGCGGAGAUCAUGUACCAAAGACUGGAGUUGCGGAACAACAGUGACGCCACCAACUACAGCAGCUCCAGCUCCAUUACGCUGAAGCUGAACACAUCUCCCGCCAGCUCUCUCAAUGGCCUCGAUGUUGUGAUGGUGGGUAACGGGACCGCGAACAGCGGUCGCACUGUAAAGCGGACUCGCAAGCAACAACAACGCGACAAUGGCAAUGAGACCGACGACUCGGAGUGCAGUGAUGAGAGCGGCUAUGUGGAGUACCAGGAGAGAGAGCGUGCUGGCACAGCAAUCCCCACAACACCACCAACAACAGCACAAGGCCCAGCAAUGAGCAAACCACAAUUGCCGCCAAAGCCCAUGCCGCGUCGCUCGCUCACGAAGAGCGCGACGGGCACUGCGGUUUAAGCCGUGCGCCCGAAAGUAUGCUUUAUAAAUAUACUAUACACACAUUGUUAUUUGUUUUGCAAGAAUUUUCGAAAAAAAUAAUUUGCACACAGCUUUGUCGCCUAACAAGAAACUUUGUUGGAAUUUGCACAAAUUUGUUGUGUGAACUAAUUGCAUGUCUGAUCGUUGUUCAGACGCGCAAAUAAUGAGCACAAACAUAUGGGCCUUUAUUUUUUAAAGCCUGCAUGUAAGAUAAGACAAAUUUGUGUGCAAAUUAUUUGUCUGUCCGCCCAUAGCUUUAUACGCACCUGCGGCAGGCUCUUGUAAAUAGUUGUAGCUAUACACCACAAAAACAUGAAUUAGUCCGACGGCAGCACAACAAAUGGGUAACAGGCGCGUUUAUAAUUGUAGUUAAUUGUUAGUUUUAAGUUAUGCAUAUUAAUAUACACAUUAUUAUGAGCAUUUUUUUUCUUUUAAGUCAUUUGUUGUUGGUUUGUGUGUCGCACAAAAUGCUAAACGAUAUUAUAUAUUAUAUUACACUAUUGUUUUCACUCCCUGCCCCUUUUACAUCACCAUCACCCUCCAAAAUGAAUUUAGUUCUCACAACAAACAUACAAACAAAUCCAUAUAUAUUAUAUGCUGUAAAAAGUAGACGCCUAAGCACUGCAUGAAUGCAUAUUCCAUGAAUUGUAUCUUAAAUCUUAAAAAAUAUAUAAAUUAUUAUAUGGAAAAUAUAUGCGAUUAAUUUGAAAA